Messenger RNA from Helicoverpa zea (corn earworm), 3588 nucleotides. It is a transcript of the gene UGP, whose product is annotated as UTP--glucose-1-phosphate uridylyltransferase. Gene Ontology annotation, molecular function: UTP:glucose-1-phosphate uridylyltransferase activity. Lineage: Eukaryota; Metazoa; Arthropoda; Insecta; Lepidoptera; Noctuidae. The record is from RefSeq and is a predicted model, not a curated record. Gene Ontology annotation, cellular component: cytoplasm. The coding region runs from base 140 to 1666 and encodes 508 amino acids. Gene Ontology annotation, biological process: UDP-alpha-D-glucose metabolic process; glycogen metabolic process. The transcript has 6 exons.
AACAAUCAUGGCGGUCUGUAGUCGGCCAUUGCGUUCUACACUGAACGCGCACUCGUCUCCCGCUCAAAUCUUUUGAAUUACGAACGUUUGUGGUUUAGUGUUUUUUUUUUAACAUAAAGGAACUUUUUUUGUAACUGAAAUGGAUUUACUUAGCAAGAUUCGCAGUCACCAGAGAACACCCUCAGGUUCCCGGGACUUCAAAGAGGCGACCAAGCGCGAUGCCCUCACCCGGCUCGAGGUGGAGCUAGAGAGACUCCUGGCUUCAGUGCACGAGACCAGAAGACCCCUCGUCGAGAAGGAGUUCAGGGGUUUCAAGAACUUGUUCAGCAGAUUUUUGGCAGAACAGGGUCCAUCUGUAACGUGGGAGAAAAUCCAGAAGCUUCCAGAGGGGGCUGUCAUCGACUACUCGUCACUAACCACCCCCACCACAGACAAUGUUCACCACAUGCUGGAUAAGCUGGUGGUAGUCAAACUCAAUGGUGGUUUGGGAACGUCUAUGGGUUGCAAAGGUCCUAAGUCUGUGAUACAAGUCAGAAAUGAUUUGACCUUCUUGGAUCUUACUGUACAGCAGAUUGAGCACCUAAACAAAACCUACAAAUGCAACGUGCCCCUAGUGUUAAUGAACUCGUUCAACACCGACGAGGACACGCAGAAGGUCAUCCGCAAGUACCAGGGCCUCAAGCUUGAGAUCCACACCUUCAACCAGUCCUGUCACCCGAGGGUCAAUAGGGAGUCACUGCUGCCAGUGCCCAGGCAUGCUGACGUACAGGCUGACAUUGAGUCAUGGUACCCCCCCGGUCACGGAGACUUCUACGAAUCCUUCUACAACUCAGGCCUUCUCCAGAAAUUCAUCAAAGAAGGCAGGACUUACUGCUUCAUCAGCAACAUCGAUAACUUAGGAGCCACCGUGGACCUCAACAUUUUGAACCUACUCCUCAACCCUGACCCCGUGAAGACUGUCUCCGAAUUCGUUAUGGAAGUCACUGAUAAGACCAGGGCCGACGUUAAGGGAGGUACCUUAAUACAAUAUGAGGAUAAGCUAAGACUACUAGAAAUUGCUCAGGUACCGAAAGAGCAUGUUGAUGACUUCAAAUCAGUUAGCCAGUUCAAAUUCUUCAACACAAAUAACUUAUGGGCGAAAUUGGAUGCUAUUCAGAGGGUAGUCGAACAAGGCUCCUUAAAUAUGGAGAUUAUUGUGAACAACAAGCAUUUAGCUGAUGGUCUCAACGUUAUACAGUUAGAGACAGCAGUCGGAGCCGCAAUGAAGUGCUUCGAAGGAGGCAUAGGGGUGAACGUGCCUAGAUCUCGGUUCUUACCUGUCAAAAAGACCUCGGAUCUCUUACUAGUGAUGUCCAAUUUGUACAGUUUGUCCCACGGUUCGCUAGUGAUGUCCCCACAAAGGAUGUUCCCAUCGACACCUUUAGUGAAGCUAGGAGAUAAUCACUUUGCUAAGGUUAAGGAGUUCCUGAACAGAUUUGCUACGAUACCUGACCUGAUUGAGUUGGAUCAUUUGACUGUGUCCGGAGAUGUGACUUUCGGUAGAGGAGUGUCUUUGAAGGGAACAGUAAUAAUAAUAGCGAACCACGGAGACAGGAUCGACAUACCAUCGGGUGCCCUGCUUGAGAACAAAAUCGUCUCCGGCAACCUUCGUAUCCUCGACCAUUAAGCACCAACUAUUUAGCUAAUAUACCUCUACUAACGGUGGUAUUCAAUAACCUAUCUAUUCGUACUUACUAGAGAUAGAAUUUUGACAUAACUUUGUUUAUGCUUAAUGUCAAAAUUCUAUCUCUGAUUAGCAAAACCGCAGAUAAGUUACUGAAAUCUGCCUUAAAUUGUAAUGCCUAUAGGUCUAGAUUUGUUGAAAUGAAACUUCUUUGAAUGAUUUGAGGAGGAAAUAAAAUAGACUACUCCUUUUUUGGAAGUAAUUUAAAUGUUUUUUUUGUGUUACGUUUUUGUUUCUAUAAUAAUGUGGCGUAUACUGUGUUCCGGGUUAUUUUGUAACUAAAAGUUGUUGUAAAUUAAAAUAUAUUUGCGCGUGUACUAAACAAAAAUGAACUUGAAACUUGAUGAUAUUUUGAGUGAAAAAGUAAGGUCUAAGAACUUAGAAGAAUGAAAUUCGAAACUUUGUGGUUUUUAAAGAAGUUUCAUUUCAUUUGCGUCUAAAGAGGUGCGCGUUUUUUAUAUGUCUAUGUAUUUGUCUAUUACAAUUGCGUUAGUUGCCCAUAGACUAAGUAGUUCCAUAUUCAAACAAAAAUUGAACUUACGAAAUUGCAUAAGAAUAAAAUUGAGGAUUACCUAUGUAUCAUGAAUUUUGUAAAAAAGUUGGUUGUUUUUUGGUUUUAAUUGGUAUAAUUAUUGAAAUUGAGAUUUAAGGCAUUUGAAAAUUGAUUAUGAACAUAUUUAUUGGGUCGUUUUUUAAUAUUAUUGUAAAGUUUUCUAUUUAUUCAUAUUUUCUAUUUAAACUUUUGCUAUAUAAAUAGAGUUAUUAGCACAAUUAUAUAGCAUCGAAAUAUUCUAAUGAAAUAUUAUGUAAUUGCUAAUAUUGUGUUGUACUAAGAUUUUUCUUAGAAACAAUUUAUUUAUAAACCAGAAUACUUUUUUACAAGAAAUAUGUUUUAUGAUCAUAAAAAAAAAAUGAUUUGAGUAUCCUAUCUUUAUUUAUUGAUUUAUGUUUAAUAAAACGUAUUUUUCUACACUUUUAAUAUUUGUUUUUACAACCUUUGAUUUUUUUUAUGCCCCAAGUUGCCAAUUGUUAUUUGCUUUCUUAUAGGCUCAAUUCACACUAAAAGAGCGGCGAAGGGCAGCGAAGCGAAGCGCGGUUUGAGUGUCAUUUGAAUUUUUACUUUAUUCCCAUUACUAUAAUGUAUAUUUUCGCAUGAGAAACUCGAACGAGUCGCGCCGCGGGAAGUCCCGGGCAUCCGCGCGACUCUUUUGAAAAUUCAAAUGACACUCAAACCGCGCUUCGCUUCGCUGCCCUUCGCCGCUCUUUUGGUGUGAAUUGAGCCUUAAUUAUUUGUUGCUAAAGUGAAAAAAAUAACAUAUUGGGUUUAUUGUUUGCUAAAAAUUGUUUUUUAGGUAUAUUACUCUUUUAUUACGUUUAUACUACUUACCAGUUAAUAUCAUAAAUAUGGUUUGAAGAAUAUGAAAAAGAAAAAAUAUUCUUCAUCAUAUUUUAAAUUAUUAUACUUAAAUAUGGCCGAUUUAUUACACUUACUUCCAAAAUAUGCGACUUGUAUCUGUAAAAUAGAUGUUUAUUAUUACUCCUAAUAGUGAUUAAGUUCAUUACAUACAUACAUUUCAGUCAAAUAUGUAUUUUAGAAGAUAUCAUUAAUCAUAAAAUAAAAUAAAAUUGUUCUUCAAAAAAUGAGCAAUUUUAUUACUCUGUUAAUGAAUAUAAAGUGGCACCUUAAUCGACUCUUAAAAAUAUGAUUCGGUUAUAUCGAUAGAAAUAUCUGUCGAGAGUGACAUCACUAGCAAGGUUACUCAGUGAAGAGUAAAUACUGUUCUAUUAAGUAGUUUUAAUCUAAGCAAGUUAGUGCCAUUAGCUAAGUAGGUAAAACUGUUGUAAUAAAUAUUAUUAUGUUUUCA